Messenger RNA from Blastomyces gilchristii SLH14081, 523 nucleotides. RefSeq lists its product as uncharacterized. NCBI's taxonomy places the organism in Eukaryota, Fungi, Ascomycota, Eurotiomycetes, Onygenales, Ajellomycetaceae. The record is from RefSeq and is a predicted model, not a curated record. The coding region runs from base 173 to 490 and encodes 105 amino acids. Gene Ontology annotation, cellular component: catalytic step 2 spliceosome. The transcript has a single exon.
CACCAUCGCUUGACUUCCUCAACAAUUCAACUUUCACCAUUUCAGUACGCUGCGGGGAGCAACCCAGCCAGUACAACCAUAACUAUCCACUCAUUUAACACUCCAACCCAUACCCAUAAAAGACUGCGACCAUUUUUCCAAGUAACAGCAACCAUCAACCGCAAAUACAACCAUGUCUCUAUCAAAGUCCCCCAUACCAAUAACCACCUCCUCCCCUUCUCCUUCCUCCCCCUCCCCCACCUCCACCCUCACAAAACGCCCCUCCUCCGCCUCAGACGCCCUCACCAUGCCCCCACCCCCGCUCCCCAAACGCAUAAAACGCCCCGCCACCGUCCUCGACGAGGACGAAUACACAGACGCCCUCUCCCACAUCAUCGCCCGCGACUUCUUUCCGGGCCUGCUGGAGACGCAGACGCAGCGCGAGUAUCUGGAUGCCCUUGAGUCGCGCGACAGGGAGUGGAUCCGCCGCGCGGGGAGGAAUUUUGAAUGAUGUUAUGACUCCUAGCUGGUUUGGUGGGAAGGC